Molecule: messenger RNA, 756 nt
Organism: Medicago truncatula (barrel medic)
Lineage: Eukaryota; Viridiplantae; Streptophyta; Magnoliopsida; Fabales; Fabaceae
Exons: 3
Coding region: 40-492 (150 amino acids)
Molecular function (GO): protein binding
Source: RefSeq, a predicted model, not a curated record
UCACAAAAUCUUUUUAUUCCGAAACCCUAAGACGUCGUGAUGUCUACUCAACCCGAUAAGGUUGUCAAGUUCUCAGCCAUUAACAUUUCAGAUUUGAACCGCACAUUCACACAUGAAUAUAGUUUUUACUUCAAAGAGUAUUAUCAAUGGCAAUGGAGUUUUUUCCCAAACUGGAACAAAACAAGUGGAACAGGAAACAAUCUUAGCUUGAUUAGUUUAUGUUACAGAGGAGAUCCCAUGAAAUUACCUGAAGAUUGGGUAAUGUGUGCUAGAAUAAAGCUUACCCUCCUCAAUUCUGAUACACCAAUUGUGAUUAAAGAAACGGUACACAACUUUACGAAAUCGUCACCUGGUACCGGCAUGUUUUUUUGCUUAAAAGAAUAUACUUUCGAAGAUUCAUGUAAUAUUGAAGUCAGUGUUUCAUUCAGGCUUCUUAACAAAACAAAUGAAAUGGUUGAUUUGCCUGGCUUUAGAAAGUUGGCAAUAUUUUAAAAUCGAGUAAGGAGGUGACUGACCUAAAUUCUGGAAUACUUUUGUUAGUAUUGUUGACAAUCUCUUACUAGUUUGUUACUAAAUUAGGUUAUUGCAUAUGACCUAUAUGAUCUUGUUGCAAAUUAGUGCUUAUCAGUUUCUGCAAAUUUUGGUUUUCUCGGUGUUUGUCGAGAAUUUAAGCUAGUUCACUUAAGUUGCUGCAAACUCAGUUUGCGUAAGUUUUCACAAACUCGGUCUGUUUAAGCUUUCACUUCGAUUUGCAUA